UUAAGAGACGGUCAGCUCUGAAGGGUUAAUUUGAGUCGGACAUGAUGACACUGAAAUAGCUUGAUGAAUUAGCCUAGCUGUGCUUUAGUCCUUUUCGCCGAUUUUUUUUUGUCAGUCUUGUUUCCACAGGUGAGUGUAAUGCCUCCGUAGCCUUAGGUGUAAGCACGAGCUCGUCGGCAACACAGAAAUGUGAAGCUCACGCGCCUGUACUGCGUCGCACUGUGCCGUCCUCAGCGCACUGCGUCAUGGCGACAGCGGAGACAAAGUUACGCAUUUCCUAGCCGGAGUUUAUGGAAUAUCACUCCGGCAGCCAGAAGACACAUGUUGUUUGUCAAGUACCUGAAGCCCUAGCCUCAAACAGAGGCGACACUGUUAACAUGGAGGAGCCAGCUCUGGUGGCCUUGCUGGAGUGUCCUCUGUGUUUCCAGCAGCUGGAUGUGUCAGCUAAGGUCCUGCCCUGCCAGCACACCUUCUGUAUGUCCUGCCUACAGAGUCAGGAGGCAGCCCACUCCAAGCUGCUCUGCCCAGAGUGUCGGGCUCCUGUCCCAGCCAAGACUGUGAACGAGCUUCCCACAAACCUCCUGCUGGUGCGGCUCUUGGAGGGUCUCCAGGGCUCACAGGGGCCCAGCAGGGGUGGACUCACUGCCCACCACACAGCGCCCUUGUCCAGAGGCGGUUUAACUGUGAGGGAGGGAAAACAGCAGGAGAGUCAACAUAGAGAGAAGCAAGGGCAGAAUGAGCUUGCCCUCAGAGAUCUGAUGCACAACCAGAGAGCUGAAUCAACCGGGGAGCCAAUCUACGUGUUCAGUAAUGGUAACACCCAGAAACAUAAAGUGGAUGAGAACUGGCACCAUCUCGGAAACUAUGCUGACAGUAGCGGUUUGUCUGUCACUGCCGGCACGCUGCAGGUUGUCAGCCAGAUCCCCCAGCUGCAGCCUCUCCAGCAGUCCCAACCUCUCUGCAGGGCGCUGUUCGACUUUAACCCCGGAGAGUUGAAUCAGGAAGACAGUAAAUAUUGUCUCAGCUUCCUCAAGGGGGACAUCCUGACUGUCAUCAGGCGGGCAGAUGAACACUGGAUUGAAGCCAAGCUAGGGGACAAAGUUGGAAUUUGCCCUUUGCAGUUUACAGAGCUCCUCUCUUAGCACCAGUCAACCCUCUCUGGCUUAGUGGCUGGAACUUAUGCUUCUGGCGUCCUGCUUCCCUGCUUGCCUGUCUAACAAGUUGUAGGGCCAAACUCUGUUGCUGCCAAGCUGCUGGAGGGAAAAUCUCAGAGGGGGAGUGAAUCAGCAGAAUUUCACCAUCGCACUGGGAGUGGGAGCAAAGAAAAGGCCACUGACAUUCCUAAUAGGACCACCCUUUACGGGGUCCCUCAAGUCCCAGCAAAGACCCCCUUCACCAAUGCUUUGCCACUCUCCAACCAGCGGAAACAGCCUGCAGCCAGCAGCGACAACUUUUAUCAGACCAGCAAAGGAGAGACGGCAAAAAUCAGCAACUUCAACAGCUUCAACCAUCAGGGUCAGUCGCAGCGUCUCUCUGUGCAUGCCGCAAACCGUGGCCUCUCUCACCCCUCCCGAGUGAACUCUCAGCGAAUUAGACGGCACUCUGAAACUACGCACCGACACCUGUUACAGAGUGAGAAGAAGAUGACCAGUGAGACCCCACCCACCAUCUCCAUGGCCCUGGUAAACCCCCAAACGUCCUCUGCCUCUGCAGACAGCAAAAACUCCUCCACACAGCAGCUCUCAAUCAGUGUGUGUGCCGUCCUGUACUCCUACAAACCACGACAGCCUGAGGAGCUGGAGCUUAGGAAAGGAGAGAUGGUGGGAGUGUACGGAAAGUUCAAAGAAGGCUGGCUGCGUGGGUUGUCACUCAGAACUGGCAAAGUAGGCAUCCUGCCCAGCAACUACAUCUCGCCUGUGCUCAGAACCUCGGCCAGACUCCUGGAGAACAAAGCUGCUAGUUCUUCCUCACAGUACAACACAGCAGCUGGAAAGAAACCCACAGCUGCCAAGAAUCCUGCUGUGGUCCUUGCUUUUGAUAGGGUCAACACAGGUGGAACGAUAUACUCAGCAGGACAGGUCCCAUCUGUGCCAAAUGGAGCACAGCAUGCAAUGCCAUCCACUGGUGCUGGAAAACCAUUCCUCUAUGGGGGCUCACAAGGUUGGGAGACGGUGAGGCGAAUCUUUAACCCUCAUAGAGGAUCCAACCAUUUCUCCCAAACAUCCAAUAUGAACGUCCCGUCCAACUCGCAACACUUUGCACAAGUUCAGGCGUCCGGCUACUCACCUGCCCUGCAAAGGAAGAAAAACAGCAGGCUCCUGUCCAAAUCCAGCAGACCACUGGGCUGGAUGACUGAGCCAGCAGCGCCCUCUGCUGCUCCAGGUUUUAAGGACAGGGACUUCAUUGCUUCACAUGAGGCUGCAUUUCAGUAUGACAGGCAUCCAUCCAACAGGCCUCAUUCAAUACUAGUCAGACCUGACUUACACAAGAACAAUACAGAAAAGCCUGCAAAGUCAGUGCGGUUCCAAGCAGAUGAAGACUCCCCUCCUCUAAGACUUCGAACCUCCUCCUGGUCAUCAGGAAGUCAGGUCCCCUCCAACGUCCGUCCUGGGCCCCCUCUGUUAGAGGUUUGGGCCCCAUCGCUCACCCUGGGAAGAGAUGGGCCAGGCAUCAUUCUCAAAGAAGGAAAGGUUCCUAUUUUUCGGCAAGGCCUUGAAACAACCAUGUCAGAUAUAAAUUCUAACCCACAGAAAUCAACACCCUUACAGCCGUCCCUAUCUGCUGUGUCAGCUCAGUUCAGCCCUAGCAGACACAGAGUGACCUCAACACAUUUUGCCCAGACAGACUCUGAGCUCAGUCUGCUUCUAGGGGAGUUGGUACUCGUCCACAGACCUCGACCUGAUGGACGGAUUCUGGUUACUCAGGAGAGCAGUGGGCAGACUGGCUUAUUCCACUGCAGUGUUCUUCAGGCCCUGGAGAGGCUCAGCUGACUGUGUAAUAAUGUUGUAGUACUGCUGUAUAUUUCUAUAUUCCAUAUGGUCAUACUGCCAAAUGACUUGACUGACCUGCUGAACAACAAGACGGUCCAGUGGUCCGGUAUAUAGAGGUCCAAAGGUUAAUACUACCAAAUGACAAUCUUAUGAAGGAGAUGUUUUUUUUUGUUCUGAGUGCAUAUGAGACAGUGAUUAAUUCUACAAAGAUAUAUUGUGUACUACCAACAUAUGUGCAUGUCUGUAACACAUGUACUACUAUGAGAUUUGCACAAAAACCCACCUAAUGACUGUUCCUUGUUGAAUACCCAUGUUACACACAUUGGAUAGUGCCUUUGUCAAAACCUACAAAGAAAACAAACUAUAUUUAAAUAUAUUCAGAGACAUUAUACAGUAAAAUAUCUGUACUGAUUACUUGGUAAUAAACUACUUCCAGAACAUUGGUA
Messenger RNA from Labrus bergylta (ballan wrasse), 3436 nucleotides. Lineage: Eukaryota; Metazoa; Chordata; Actinopteri; Labriformes; Labridae. The record is from RefSeq and is a predicted model, not a curated record.